GCGGCCGCCGGCUCGCCCGCGCUCCUGCGCUUUGGCGGGCCCGGCAGCGUGGUGAGCGAGAUCGACCUCGGCUCGCCGCUCAACUAUGGCACGCCUAGCUCGCUGGGUUCGCUGCGCACACCGCGCUCGAGCGCGCGCGGCACGCCCGUGCGCCACCGCUCCGACCUGCGCACCGACCGCAUCAUGCGUCAGGUUAACCUCGGCGAGGCGUCGGACGCCGAGCCGGACCGGCCGCCGUCGGAGGCGCCGGCCGACGACCCGGCGCCAACGCCGACGCCGCAGGGGCCGCAGCUGGUCAUCUGGGGUACCGACGUGGUGGUCAACACCUGCAAGGAGAAGUUCAAGCGCUUCCUGUUGCUCUUUGUGGAGCCGGAGGCGGCCGAGGACGAGCGCGUCGAGGACAUGGACGAGGCGGAGCCACUCUACAUGCAGAAGCUGCGGGAGAUCCACCUGAUGGAGGAGCCGUUCCUGAACAUCAACGCCUCGCACGUGCAGCAGUUUGACGCCGACUUGUACCGCCAGCUGGUCUGCUACCCGCAGGAGGUGAUCCCGACAUUCGACAUGGCCGUGAACGAGAUGUUCUUUGAGCGGUAUCCGGACACGACGCUGCAGCACCAGAUCCAGGUUCGGCCGUUCAACGCCGUCAAGACGCGCAACAUGCGCGCCCUCAACCCAGAAGACAUCGAUCAGCUGAUCACCAUCAGCGGCAUGGUGACCCGCACCUCCAACAUCAUCCCGGAGAUGCGCGAGGCCUUCUUCCGGUGCACCGUCUGCUCCAGCACCACGGCCGUUGAGAUUGAUCGCGGCCGCAUCGCGGAGCCCGUGCUCUGCACGCACUGCAACACCAAGCACUCGUACACGCUCAUCCACAACCGGUCGCAGUUCUCGGACAAGCAGAUGGUGACGCUGCAGGAGUCGCCGGACGACAUGCCGCCGGGCCAGACGCCGCACACGGUGCUGGCGUACGCGCACAACGACCUGGUCGACACGGUGCAGGCCGGCGACCGCGUCACCGUCACUGGCAUCUACCGCGCCGCUCCUCUGCGUGUGAACCCGCGCAUGCGCAACGUGAAGUCGGUGUACAAGACGCACAUCGACGUCAUCCACUUCCGCCGGCUGGACACGAAGCGCCUUCGCUCCAGUGAUAGCGACGGCAUGACCAUGCACAUCCCGCCGGAGCGGGUGGAAGUGCUCAAGAUGCUCUCCCAGAAGGAGGACAUCUACGAGCGGCUGGCACGUGCCAUCGCGCCCUCCAUCUACGAGAACGAGGACAUCAAGAAGGGCAUCCUGCUGCAGCUCUUCAGCGGCACUUCGAAGGACUUCAGCGACUCGGGCCGCGGCAAGUUCAGGGCCGACAUCAACAUCUUGCUGUGCGGCGACCCCGGCACGUCCAAGUCGCAGCUGCUGCAGUACGUCUUCAACCUCGUGCCGCGCAGCCAGUACACGUCCGGCAAGGGCUCGUCGGCUGUCGGCCUAACUGCCUACGUCACCAAGGACCCGGAGACCAAGCAGCUGACGCUCCAGACGGGUGCCCUUGUACUGGCCGACAACGGCAUCUGCUGCAUCGACGAGUUCGAUAAAAUGAACGAGGCCACGCGCAGCGUGCUGCACGAGGUGAUGGAGCAGCAGACGCUGAGUAUCGCCAAGGCCGGCAUUAUCUGCCAGCUGAAUGCGCGCACCUCGCUGCUGGCCGCCGCCAACCCCUGCGAGUCGCAGUGGAACAAGAACAAGACCAUCAUCGAGAACAUCGAGCUGCCGCACACGCUCCUCUCCAGGUUCGACCUGAUAUUCCUGAUGCUCGACCCGCAAGACGAGGCGUUCGACCGCCGCCUGGCCCGCCACCUGGUGUCACUGUAUUACACCGACGCCGAGACUCCAGAGGACGAGCACAUGGACAUGGGCCUGCUGAGAGACUACAUCGCCUAUGCGAAGGCCAACUUCCACCCGACGCUGUCGGACGCGGCCUCCCAGCGUCUGAUAUCGGCCUACGUGGACAUGCGGAAGGUGGGCAGCGGCCGCGGCCAGAUCACGGCCUACCCGCGCCAGCUCGAGAGCCUCAUCCGGCUGGCCGAGGCGCACGCCAAGAUGCGCCUCUCGCCCGUCGUCGAGCUGCGCGACGUGGAAGAGGCGUGGCGGCUGCACCGCGAGGCGCUCAAGCAGGCGGCCACCGAUCCCACCUCGGGCCGCAUCGACAUCUCGAUCCUGACCACUGGGCUGUCGGCGGCUGGCAGGCGGCGGCGCCAGGAGGUGGCCGCCGCGCUCAAGAAGGUGGUCAAGGAGCGUGGCUCGGCGUCCACCGUCGCCUACAGCAAGCUGUACCAGGAGCUGCGCGAGCAGUCGGACAUCAUGAUCACGCGCGAGAUGUUCGAGGACGCCGUGAAGGACUUGCAGGACGAGGGCGUCAUCGUCAUGGCUGGCCGCUCCACCAUCCGGAUCCAUCACUGAUUGGGAGCCGGAACCCACCGCGGAUCCGGAUCCGCCGAUCUCGGGCGGAACGGCAAGACAGAGCGGAACAUUCCCAGAGUGGGGAGGGGAGCUGCUCGGCGGAGCUAGCCGCUGCCCCUCCGCGCUCGCUGGCUUCCGCUUGUAGGCCGAGUCGGCGGGCCCUGCGCUGUCUCUGUUAGCCGUGGGUGGGGCGGAGGAGAAACUGGAAUUAUCCUGCCGUGUUUGAUGAGCGUAAUCCGAGUACCGCCCUGCUGCAUCUCACCUGUCGUUAAGUACCAUGCGGUUCUUGAUGACCGAGGUGUAAGAGUUCACGCAGCUUGUGGACGCUGCCAAGAACAUCGGGCGAUUCUACCACUGGCCACGCCUAGUGACCCGCCGGUGUUUCGGUGCUAUCAGCUGACUGCACCGGGCGUUGUCAUCGGGCGCCUCCGCCCUGCCACUAGACGUUACUGUCGGGCUGCACUGGCUGCGCAGUGCCGCUCCGCCGCGUGCGCUCGGCUUCGUCGCUGUGGCCGUCUGGAUGGCGCCUGGCGAUGUGGGACCGCUGCUCCGCGUUGUUUUUGUACAAUACAGUGUUUUCUCCGA
Pollicipes pollicipes is the source of this 3030-nucleotide messenger RNA. It is a transcript of the gene dpa, whose product is annotated as disc proliferation abnormal. Gene Ontology annotation, molecular function: single-stranded DNA helicase activity; ATP hydrolysis activity; ATP binding. The record is from RefSeq and is a predicted model, not a curated record. The annotation marks the transcript as partial. Gene Ontology annotation, cellular component: nucleus; MCM complex. Gene Ontology annotation, biological process: double-strand break repair via break-induced replication; DNA strand elongation involved in DNA replication; DNA replication. The transcript has 14 exons. Lineage: Eukaryota; Metazoa; Arthropoda; Thecostraca; Pollicipedomorpha; Pollicipedidae.